Messenger RNA from Thamnophis elegans (Western terrestrial garter snake), 1280 nucleotides. Its product is annotated as protein FAM47E-like. The record is from RefSeq and is a predicted model, not a curated record. Bases 1 to 1200 code for a protein of 399 amino acids. The transcript is spliced from 8 exons. NCBI's taxonomy places the organism in Eukaryota, Metazoa, Chordata, Lepidosauria, Squamata, Natricidae.
AUGCCUUUCCGGUUAUUUCAACCGGAAAUAACCCAAUCCAGAUUCUCCGGUUCCCUGAAUUGGCAACACUGGAGGUUCUUAAGGAGCAAUUUGGAUUAUUCCGGAGAGCCCUUCUUCUUCCCUCCUUCAGGUGAGAGCAUCCUCACCCAACCAGCAAAAGGACCUGGCCCUUUUCUUCUCUCCCGGAAACCUAAGGAUCUUCUCCGAGCAUCCCAGAGAUCCAGAAAGAGGCUGUCGGAGCCACAGAGCUACACUUCGAAGCUCAGCCCUAUGAGCCAAACCCAAAAGGACCACGUUGCUCAAGUUGAGUACUGCCUCAGCCAACACCCCUUAGCCCUCUACCCAAACUUUGAAGAAAGCAUUCCUGCGGAGCUUUUCAAGGAAGUCAUGGGAAUCCUCGACCCAGAGGUGCUUCCUACUGACCAAGAACCUGAUGCCAACCUUGGGGGAGAACCCCGUGCCCUGUGCAAGGAUCCAGAAAACAAAACUCCUUACAACUGGUUCUCCCCCACAAAAGUGGCCGCCAGAGAAUUGAAAGCCAGGCUGAACUACGUCCCUCCCCUCGACGAGAAUAUCAAGCGAGCCACCGAAGAACUUUGCGACGGAUUCAAUUCUCUAGGAGGGGAGAAAUACGACGUCGAUGAAGAGACCGUUCUACGCAUGUUUGAUGCGGGUUACGAGACGACCCUCCCAAUGUUUCGCCCGCUGCGUGUCGAGAGACUCCGUGAUCUGCCAAUGGACCUAAAGAAACACUUUGGGAUACAAUCUUCUCAAAUUACUGGAAAGGAACCUGAUGAGGGUAUUCGGUCUUCUAAGGGCCCCUGCCAAUCCAGAUGGGAGAGGAAGAUCAGAUACGGCGCUUGGUACCUGGACCCGAAGACCUGGAGAAAACAGAAGGUGAACGAACCUUUAGAAGACCCAAAAGAGAGCAGCCUCAAGAACUCCAGAAGGCUCUUAAGCGAAGAGGAAGCCAAGCUCAUACAGCUUCAUGGGACUCACGCUUUCCAGGAAUUCCUUCUAAAAAAAGGUUAUCGGAUACCAGAGUUUUUGCAGCAGAUGCUGGAGGAACAAAAUGACGCCGAGCCAAAAUUGGGAGCUUUGAAGAACCCCAAGGAUGAUGAACCCCAGAAUUGCGAGGAGGUGCGAGAAGACGAUUCCUCAGUAGUGGGAAACAAAUACCGAGGCCAGAGAAUCCAAUGAUCAAGAGAACGGAAGCCGACUAUAGCUCUGUCUAUGAUAUUAUUUUGUUGGAAGGAAAUAUCCUUCUGGGUUUGGCUCCA